UUGCAGUGCACGCAUUUUCUUUCCUAAGUUCCCAACCGAAGUGUGCGCAUUUGUUUGUGGCAUGUUUCAUUUCCUUGCCUUAAUUGCAGACAAGACAACGUUUUGGUGGGGAAUUGUUAUUGGAAUCAUUCCCUCAUCUCCAAGAAUCUACCCAAACUCUCAUCUCAAACCCAACCAUUAACCAUUAAUUUUUUUUCCAGAUAAAUACAAAGUUUGUCCCUCAACUGAAAAAGAAAAAGAAAAAGAGAAAGCUACUAUGGCUAAUCCCAAAGACCCAAAGGAGUGUUCAUUUUCCUUCUCCGACUUCCCUGAAGACGUCCAGCUUUGCAUCCUCUCCUUCCUGUCCCUACCCGAUAUCGCGAAUUUCGCUUGCACCUCUAAACGCUCCGUUUCGCUAUGUUGCAACGACACCAAGCUCUGGUUCACCCUUUGCCAACGCCGGUGGGGCCCCAAGACCCAGAUCAAUAAAUGGGGUGGCGGUCAAAUCACCUACAAGCUCCUUUACAAGACCCUCACCCAGUGGGAGAAUCUCAUCGGCUUCUGGCGCCAUUGCGGUCGUGCCGGCCUCUCAGGUCAAUGUCCUCGGUUGAUCAUUUUCGAGUGGGGCCCAUCUUUUGUUUUCGGUUCUAGGGUUUGCCCGUCCAAAAACGGCACUUACCAUGUUACCAAAUCACCGUUUUUGUGGAUGGGGAUAUCCCCAGAUGGGCAAAUCGUGUACUUUCUCGAUCUAGAAGGCCAAACUGAAAUUCCAUCCGGGGAUUUCGGUAGCUGGCUGGAAUUUGUCUGCAUGGACCAAAAUCUGGUGCCAGCCAAUGUUAAUUUCAUGGGUAAGGAUCAUUUUGUAGUUGAAGAAAAUUCGAACUUUUGGCAUAGUAGUAAAAGUAAAGAUGUGUUAAGAAGGAUUUCAAGUUCAAAGAAUUUGAUAGAAGAUAGUGAUGGAGUUAUUGAGAGCGGAAUCGCUGGGAGCUUACCGGACCGAUUUGUAUCGGAAAUGUAUACGCAUUUCGCGAAUAGAACGAGCCCUGGUGGUGGUGGGGAUAGAGCGUGGAGGAGGCAAAGAAAGAAGGAGAAGGAAAGGCAAGGGAGGAGGAAAUGGGAGCCUGAGCAUUUCCUUAAAGUUAUCGAUUGCUCGCCUACUCCGGAUAAGCCCUUGCAGGGUCUUUGGAAGGGAAUUUCUGGUGACAUGAACUUGAAUUUCUAUCUUGUUAAAUAUGAUGAAAUUGGGGGCAUAAUCUGCCAAAGGAUUGGGGACUUCUCAUCCUCCUAUACUCUUGUGUUCUGGACAUCAGAACCUAUGUCCAUGCAGUCACCAUUUUCUCUAGAGGAAGAACGUAUCUAUGAUGAUCGCAUACAUUUUCAGCCAAUUGCAGCUGAGGAUCAAAUUCAUAGUCAACCAGCCAUGACGGGCAUCGAGAUGGUUUCCCACAUUCUGCAUAUCAACUCAAGUUGCAAUUUAAUGCUUCCAUCCUUGAUAGGAUCUGCUGGUCUCCAGCAUGGAGAAGGAAGGAUAUGGCAGUACAUGAAUGGAACAUUUGGAUUUGGUUUUCUUCGUGAUCAUUUUAUUAUAGACCUGAAACAUAUCAUCCAAGAAGGUCGUCUUCUUGAUUCAGUGAAUUUGUUGCAAUGAUAGUUCAUAUACUGAUUGAUUUCUAACUUGGUGUCAUGCUAGGGCUGGCACUUCACAUUACUUUUUGUAAAAUAAUUACAUCUUUGAGCCGUUUGGCCAUUGAAAUCCCAAAUUCUUCAUCCA
Messenger RNA from Gossypium raimondii (Peruvian cotton), 1750 nucleotides. Its product is annotated as F-box protein At3g12350. The transcript is spliced from 2 exons. The coding region runs from base 257 to 1627 and encodes 456 amino acids. Gene Ontology annotation, molecular function: protein binding. Gene Ontology annotation, cellular component: SCF ubiquitin ligase complex. The record is from RefSeq and is a predicted model, not a curated record. Gene Ontology annotation, biological process: SCF-dependent proteasomal ubiquitin-dependent protein catabolic process; gibberellic acid mediated signaling pathway. Lineage: Eukaryota; Viridiplantae; Streptophyta; Magnoliopsida; Malvales; Malvaceae.